Messenger RNA from Ornithodoros turicata, 3331 nucleotides. RefSeq lists its product as uncharacterized. The coding region runs from base 422 to 769 and encodes 115 amino acids. The record is from RefSeq and is a predicted model, not a curated record. The transcript is spliced from 4 exons. NCBI's taxonomy places the organism in Eukaryota, Metazoa, Arthropoda, Arachnida, Ixodida, Argasidae.
UCCCAGGGCCUCGCUCGCUGAAAUGUUUCUCGCAACUCGGCGUAACACGAUACUUCUGGCGAGGCGGAACAAAUCUCGGAGCCGAAGGAAGGCCUUUUGCUUUCGUUCGUUCGUCCGUCCUGUACGCGUUAUAUCAGACAUUAACAUCUGGCAAUGGGAGAGGGUUGUCACAAUGGCCCUUUCCCGCCCCCCUCUUCGAGCACGACACACAAGACAGCCUGUCAUUUGGACGAUCCACUCUCUCCCCCCCCCGCCUAGCGGAAGGCUACGUCGAAAUUAAUGUGUCGCAUCAUAACGGAGUUUAUCAUCAGUGCUGUGGGCGUCGUGCGGUUACAGCCCCGUGAAUCUUCAUACUGUGGUGGUCCCUGAGGAGAAUCCAAACACAGGAUUUCCGUGGUCACGUGGUUCUGCUUUCUGGUGGAUGCUUAGUAGCAGGUGGCCGAGAAGGAUUGCAUUAACUGAAAUCUUGUCAUCGCCGCAGAAACCGAUAAAGGAAGAGGAACCGGCCGCUGAACACGAAGGAGGCGUGGUCCCAUUGUGGUCAUGCUCUCGGAUAAUCUGCACUUGCAUUGGGGAAACACAUUGUCCUCGCUGCUUGCAAGAGCCGUCCUGCUUUUCUAUAUCAGCACAGCAAGAGGGCGCCGCGCGAGUGGUGGAAUGGAUACAGCAGCCGUUAGCCGAGCCGGAAGCCGGCAACGAGGGGAAGCCGGAUCGCACGUCCAUGAACUCCGGCAACUGUAUCCUUCUAGAGGCCGGAAACAACGACUGAGCCAACUUCCGUUUCCACGUUUCCUUAUCAUUCGACUGUCCAGACUGCUCGUUUUAAGACCUGGACGGAGAACUGAUAAGGGCUUGUGGUGACAUUACACAACGUUCACCAACCAAGAUGUCCUACAAGUCUGCCGGCGGUUUCUGGGACACACAGACAUCUGGCGAUCGACAUGGAAUGUCAGACGUCAAGCUUCGCGCAGAAAAAAAGAAUAUAAGGAGACUUUGCUGCUGUUCUAUGCCCACGAAAGAUUUUCCGAAAGGAACCAAGCGCGAGUAAUCGUCUGGCUUCGUCUGGACGCAGGGGUUUGCAUAGAAAGGGGAGGAGAGAUUGCGUGCAUCGCUCCAUGCCGUUCUGCGCGCUGUCAAUACGAAGUGAAGAGAAAUAUUGCCGGCAUCAGCUGGGCUUCAGAGACGCUUUGUUGGGCUGGACGCUAAUCGUAUGAAAUGUUUCGCAAUGAAACGACUUAUGUGAAAAUGCAAUGCGGGAUAGUUUUGUAACUGACAUCGGUGACUGACUAUGACGCAUGACUAUGACUAUCACGUACUGGUCUCCAUUAUGACCUCAGACAAACAGAGGCGUGAAUACCAUCAUCAUGUUUACCAGCAUUCUCAGCAGGUCGUAGGGAGGGUGCUCACUGGAAAACACUUGAAAAAAUGGGUUAAGCUACAUCUCAUUCUUAAAAUUCAAUGUAAAUGUCCCCUUCUCAAAUUUAAAAAUCACAGGCUUGCUGCACCAUGCUCUAUGCAACCAUGCACAAUGCCAACUCGGAGUUAAUGUGUAUUGUCUUCAAGCAGGAGACCGCCCAUAACAAUAAUUUUUUUGGGGAAAAUCUUCCCAGAAGAUUGGCAUCAUGGUGGAAGACCAGCAUAUCAAGACCACUCAGACCAAAUCGUGUGUUCAGGAAAAGAUCUUGUAUUGCCAACUGUAGGAUGGGACAAGCGUAAGCUUGCCCACAUCACGCUUAAAAAAUAAAAGAUCAGGAAAAGAUCUUCCCGGAGCACCACCGCAAGCGAGAGAGAGUGUAUCGAAUGUAAUACUAUUCCAUCUAACAGUUCGAAGAAGUGGUGUCUUAAUCGCCUUACUUAUAAUUAGAAGUUCUAUUUCGCGGGUGCUUUCUCUCAAUAAGUUUAUUUUAUUUAUGUAGUGUUGAUGAGGGGGACAAGGAAAAAGAAAGGUUCCAAGCAUUACAAAUUAUUUAUAAGGAGGUUUUCACGAAACUGACCAAGAUGCGUGUUUAGAAAAAAGAAGAAAAAAAAUCAACAGGGAAGUGUUAAAAUGCCACUACGGACAACGUAUCUCAUGUCUUCAGAAUUUUGCGGAAUUUAUCCCAUUGCAGUCCACGCGUAUCACACUGUUCCUCUGUGUAACGCGGAAGUAUCAAAUUAAUUUCUAGUUUAGGGAAACGUGACCUCAUAGGAGGCGGAAUCUGUCAGGUGUCUGGCAACAAUGGUCCUCGCGGGUCGGUUGCCGUUUCCUCACCACAGUUGCUACCAGCCUUACAACGUUGGGUGGACAGCAGAGACGCUCGCGCUGUGCCUAGGAGUGGGACGCGAGAACUUCUAAUGACGUCAUGUACUAUUGGAGAAUCUGAAACUAUUAAAUUCUGCGUUUUCUUUCGAAAAUUUGUGGAAGCGUGUAAUGUUCACUGACAACAUUUAUAUUUUGCGUUUUUGAACGACGUGAUUCAUAACACGAAAUAAAAUAACUAUCACUUUUUUUUAUUCCGUAGUGGCACUUUAAAAAACAACCCGUAUCCAUUUCUUGGAAAGCACAACACAGUACCAAAAUUUACUAUUCACAAUUACUGCCACGUAGUACAGAGCCACCCCGAGGCAAAAAAAAGCGCUUUGAGCAAGAAGAGCAAAAAAACUAUUUGCUGCAUGUAGUGUGUGACAUUAUAAUUGAAACGUCAGCAUACCAGCACUGUCCUCACCAGCUCAGUGCUGGUAUGGCGAGUUUUGAGUUAAACUCCGAAACUCCGAAACUGCACGUGCUUUUUCGAAAUACAAAUGCAUUUCUGAAUCUACAAAUACUUCAUCUAUCAAUCUACAAAUACUGAAUCUACAAAUAUACUUCAAUACGACGCAAUAAUAUAUAGAGUAGAAACGGGACUGUUAGGACAUGCCCUCUGAUACAGUCACUGCAAAACCAAAUGAAACAAGUGUAGUUGUACACUAACUAUCAUAAAUAAUCUAUUACCGGAAGUCGAAGUGUACUAUAUGUGCGAGUUGCUUUAAAACGCGCUGCUGAGCUGACGCCCUUGGAAUACACAUGAUGUUCCUUAUCUUCUGACGAGGACAUCUAGCAAAACUACGAGACCCACAACAAAGUGAACGGCCAUUCGCAACAAACACGCGAUGACGGAAUAAAAUUGGGUCUCUGAAAACAGCGGUAACAAAGCGAUUGCACGCAUGCUCUCAGGGGUCAUAACGUUGUUAACGGCCGUGAAAUGCUCUGCAUGCUCGAGACGAUAUCGUCUCCAGGGAAGACGCCUUGCUGCCUCUUUCCUUUCUAUGUGUGUAUUUGCAAAUAAAAGUCGCAUAUAUGAUAUUUUCCUGA